AUGAAGAACGCGCACUGCGAGGACGGAGGAGUACAACUUAAAGGCUCCCAAAUUGUGGAAACUUCGCCAUACGUCUAUCUUGGACGUUCUAUGAAUAUGAAAAAGGACUUGAAGGAAGAACUGAAUAGAAGGACGAGAUCAGGGUGGACGGCAUUCGCACUCGUCAAGGAAGCUACGGACCAACUGAUGGGCGAAAAGCUUCGUGCCCAUCUGCUCGACUCGACAAUUCUUUCUCUGUUACGUAGCGAAGAAGUGGACAGACACCACUGCCACGUCUAG
Molecule: messenger RNA, 279 nt
Organism: Necator americanus (New World hookworm)
Lineage: Eukaryota; Metazoa; Nematoda; Chromadorea; Rhabditida; Ancylostomatidae
Exons: 1
Coding region: 1-279 (92 amino acids)
Source: RefSeq, a predicted model, not a curated record